UUACAGUUUACCCCUUUUAGUCCAAAACUCAAAACCAAAACUAUAACAAAAAAAAGCCUUAAUUACCAUCACAUUUUGCCAAAAUAAAUGUAAAAUUAUUAUGAACAACAAAAGCUAUACCGACAGUUGGAUAAUAAAAAGAAGACAAAAGCAAAGCUAUACACUUCAAAACUCAAAUAGUUAUUGUUGGAAGGAAUCAUAAUUCAGAAGAAAUUAAGUAUGGAGAAGAAAGAACCCAUUAUUAGAAAGCUUUUGUAUUUUUCUUCUUUACCCAUUUUCACUCUUUUGCUCUUCUUCCUUCAUCAACAACAGCCAUUUUCUGUUUAUUCUGGGGAGCAAAAUCUUGGGAAUAGGAGAAAUGGGGUUGUUAAUGAAGAGGUUGGUUUGAUCAAUUUACAGUUGAAACUCAGAAGACUUGUUAGAGAGAAAGAUCUACCGGAGUUUGAAGCCACUGGAUUUAUUUACGAUGUUGAUGACUUUACCGAAGUAUGUGUAAUAAGCAAGCCAAUUAUAUAUGACGAGCAAUCUUUAACUGUGUAUGUACCCUCCGAUGAUGACUCCAAGGUUACCAAAAUGAAGGUUAAGCCGUAUCCUAGAAGGGAAGAUCCGAGUGCUAUGGAACAGGUUACAUCAGUACAAGUUAUUCGUGGAAAUUCGAGCAGCAUACACCCACCAGCUUGUGAGAUUACGCAUGAUGUGCCUGCUUUGCUUUACUCGUUUGCUGGAUUUGCUGAGAACCCUUUUCAUGCUUUCAAUGAGCUUAUAAUCCCAUUGUUCAUUACGAGCCACCAUUUCGAGUCUAAAGUGCAGUUUGUUCUCACUGAUUUCAGAGGAAAAUGGUACUGGAAAUAUACUCGGGUUUUGAAGGAGCUUACAUCCUUCGAGAAUAUCGGUAUAGAUCCAGUUAAAAAAGUUCAUUGUUUUCCGUCUGCUGUUGUUGGGCUCAGGUAUCACAACAAUCUUGCGGUUAACAGCAGCGAUGCGCCUGUAGGAUAUACGAUGCAAGACGUCAAACGAUUCCUAUGGAACACCUAUAACGUGAAGGUUAAAACCGAAUUGAAUCUUAAAAAACCGAAAGUCCUUCUCUUUGCUCGUCGUGCUUCAAGAACAUUUCUGAACGAAAACGAGAUGGUGCAUAUGAUGGAAAACGAGUUAGGCUUUGAAGUUUACAAAGCCUUACCGAAUGAAACCAAGAAAUUGGACAAAUUUGCUCCAAUUGUGAGUUCAUGUGAGAUCAUGGUUGGGGCUCAUGGGGCAGGGCUCACAAAUGCAGUGUUUCUGCCCACCGGGGCAGCCCUGAUCCAGAUCGUUCCAUUGGGUCUGAACUGGGCGUCAGAUCAUUACUUCGGUGAGCCUGCCCCUGGUAUGGGGCUGAAGUAUAUUCGAUACAAAGUGUGGCGAAAUGAAACAUCGCUAUACGAAAAGUACGGUCCAGAUAAUCCCAUUGUAUCUGAUGCUGCUUCGAUUUGGGCUAAAGGAUAUGCUGCUGUGAAGCAAGCUUAUGUUGAUGAACAGAGUUUUAGAAUCAAUCUUCCCAGGUUCAAGGAAACACUUCUAGAAGCUUUGAGGCUCAUAAAACAGGCAGAUUCCUGAUUUAUAGGAAUGGGUGAAGAUGUAUUUGUAAAUGAAGCAUUAUUAAUCAUUGUUUGGGAUCAAUAUUUAGAUGGGAAUUUGUAUUCUCGGAGAUUUUGCUGGCAGUCAAGGGCGAAUUUAAGAUAUUAGUAUAGGGUGGAAGGAAAACUCAUAUUUACAUGUGUGUUGAACCAACUUGACUGUCAUUCUUCGAUGUUAUAUGUUACGCAAUGAAUAAUAAUAGGGUUAUAAUCGAAUGGAUCGAGCUAUGACCUAGGCAGACCCGAGCUUGCAUCUUCCAUGAUUGUAGAUUUACUGUGUAGAUAGGUAAUAACAAAGGUUUUGAUGUCUGGUACUGCUAUAAAUUGUGAAAUUUCAAUGCUUUGUGUGGUGUAUAUCUUUGUUUUUGACUGUUCCAAAGGGUGAACAAGUUAAGAGAAGUUUCAUUCAAGAUAUGUCCAAAGUUUGAUGUAUGCCUAAUGAAAGGGAAAAAAAAGUUUUGCUUUUAAA
This is a messenger RNA of Amaranthus tricolor (Joseph's coat), 2082 nucleotides long. Its product is annotated as xylan glycosyltransferase MUCI21-like. The transcript is spliced from 4 exons. The record is from RefSeq and is a predicted model, not a curated record. Gene Ontology annotation, molecular function: glycosyltransferase activity. NCBI's taxonomy places the organism in Eukaryota, Viridiplantae, Streptophyta, Magnoliopsida, Caryophyllales, Amaranthaceae. The coding region runs from base 220 to 1593 and encodes 457 amino acids.